Hippopotamus amphibius kiboko is the source of this 2280-nucleotide messenger RNA. RefSeq names its product solute carrier family 26 member 3 (gene SLC26A3). NCBI's taxonomy places the organism in Eukaryota, Metazoa, Chordata, Mammalia, Artiodactyla, Hippopotamidae. Gene Ontology annotation, molecular function: chloride transmembrane transporter activity; oxalate transmembrane transporter activity; bicarbonate transmembrane transporter activity. The transcript has 20 exons. Gene Ontology annotation, biological process: transmembrane transport. The record is from RefSeq and is a predicted model, not a curated record. Gene Ontology annotation, cellular component: membrane. Bases 1 to 2280 code for a protein of 759 amino acids.
AUGAUCGAACCCAUCGGGAAUCAGUACAUUGUGGCCAGGCCAGUGUAUUCUGCAAAUGCUUUUGGGGAAGAACAUAAGAAGAAAUACAGACGUCAUAAGACAUUUCUGGAUCAUCUCAAAAAGUGGUUCGGCUGUUCUGCACAAAAGGCCAAGAGAAUUGCCCUCUCUUUGUUCCCCAUAGCAUCUUGGUUGCCGGCGUAUCGCAUAAAGGAAUGGCUCCUCAGUGACAUAGUUUCUGGAAUCAGCACAGGGCUGGUGGCUGUACUGCAAGGUUUAGCAUUUGCUCUGCUUGUCACCAUCCCCCCCAGCUAUGGGUUGUACGCAGCCUUUUUCCCUGUCAUCAUCUACUUUUUCUUGGGCACUUCUAGACACAUAUCAGUGGGUCCUUUCCCAGUUCUGAGUAUGAUGGUUGGAGCAGCAGUCGUGAGAUUAACCCCAACAACUGAUACAGCUGAUCCGACAGUCACUAAUAGCUCGUUGACUAAUGAUUCGUCACUAGAUGAGCACAAGGUGAUGGUGGCUGCAACGGUCACAAUUCUUUCUGGAAUCAUCCAGUUGCUCCUGGGGGUUCUACAGCUGGGCUUCGUGGUGAUUUAUCUCUCCCAGUCCCUCAUCAGUGGCUUCACCACAGCUGCCGCUAUUCACGUUUUGGUUUCCCAGCUCAAAUUUAUUCUUCAGCUGACAGUGCCAGCACACACUGAUCCGUUUUCAAUUUUCAAAGUACUAAUUUCCAUAUUCUCACAAAUAGAGAAGACUAAUAUUGCAGACCUUGUGACAUCCUUGGUCAUCCUACUGGUGGUAUUUGUGGUCAAAGAAAUAAAUCAGCGCUACAAAGCCAAACUUCCAGUGCCUAUCCCAAUUGAACUCAUCAUGACUGUGAUCGCAACAGGUGUGUCCUAUGGCUUUGACUUCAGAAACAGGUUUAAAGUGGCUGUGAUUGGGAAGAUGAAAAGUGGGUUUCAGGCCCCUAUCACACCUAACGCGCAGACUUUCCAAGAUACCAUUGGAGACUGCUUUGGCAUCGCCAUCGUUGGCUUUGCAGUGGCCUUUUCUGUGGCCAGCGUCUAUUCUCUCAAAUACGAUUAUCCGAUUGAUGGCAAUCAGGAGUUAAUCGCCUUGGGAGUGGCUAACAUAUUUGGUGGAUCGUUCAGAGGAUUUGCAGCAAGUACCUCCCUCUCCAGAUCAGGGGUCCAGGAGAGCACAGGAGGCAAAACACAGAUUGCUGGCAUUCUUUCUGCUGUCAUCGUGCUGAUAGUCAUCCUAGCCAUUGGAUUUCUUCUGGAGCCUCUGCAAAAGUCUGUCCUGGCAGCUUUAGCACUUGGAAACUUGAAAGGAAUGCUGAUGCAGUUCGCGGAAAUACGGAGAUUAUGGCGAAAGGAUAAGUAUGAUUGUCUAAUUUGGGUCAUGACCUUCAUCUUUGCUGUUGUCCUGGGGCUCGGUUUGGGCCUGGCAGCUAGCGUGGCAUUUCAGCUCCUGACUAUCGUCUUCAGGACCCAGUUUCCCAAAUGCAGCAUGCUGGCUAAUGUGGGAAGGAGCAACAUCUAUAAGAACAGAAAAGAUUACUCUGAAAUGUAUGAGCCAGAAGGCGUGAAGAUUUUCAGAUGUCCAUCUCCCAUUUACUUUGCAAACAUUGGUUUCUUUAAGCACAAACUUAUCGAUGCUGUUGGCUUUAGCCCACUUCGAAUUCUUCGCAAGCGCAACAAAGCUUUGAAGAAAAUCCGAAAACUGCAGAAGAAAGGCCUGUUGCAAGUGACACCGAAAGGAUGUAUAUGUACUGUUGAUGGCUUUAAAGAUUCUGACGAAGAGCUGGACAACGAUAAUAUAGAAGAAUUAGAUCAGCCCAUCAAUACCACAGACCUGCCCUUCCAGAUAGACUGGAACACUGAUCUCCCUCUCAACAUCGUGGUCCCUAAAAUCACCCUCCACAGCCUCAUUCUUGACUUUUCAGCAGUGUCAUUUCUUGAUGUUUCUUCAAUGAGGGGUCUCAAAACGAUUUUGCAAGAAUUUAUCAGGAUCCAGGUAGAUGUGUAUAUUGUUGGAACUGAUGAUGACUUCAUUGAGAAGCUUACACGAUGUGAAUUUUUUGAUGAUGAAGUCAAGGACUCAAUAUUUUUCUUAACAAUCCAUGAUGCUGUUUUGCAUAUUUUGAUGAAGAAAGAUUACAGUACUUCUAAGUUUAAUCCCAGUCAGGAAAAAGAAGCAAAAUUUGAUUUCACCAUAAAUACAAAUGGAGGAUUACGUAAUCGGGAAUGUCAGGUACCCACUGAAACAAAAUUCUAA